GCGACUGUUAAAAAUGAGUAUACUCCAGUAGCUUAGUCUAUGAAAGUGCACUGUGUGCAUUAUUAUCUGUCCUGCACAUAUGAAUCCUAUUUGGAUACUUCUUGUUCCCAUUGGUUAAGAUCAUCUCUUGUUCAUUUCACACAUUGAAGAACACAUUUUAGGGAUGUUUUUUUUUUAGCAGAAAAGACCGAUGAUAACCUGCAGCAGCUUGUCUUUAGACUGACAUGCUGUAAAAAGCAGAAGUCAGGAACUCAGCGUUGGUCAUGUGACGCUGUCGGUGGGCGGGGCUCUGCAUCGUCGCCGGCCAAUAGCAGCGCAGCGUCGCUCCCGUCCAGGUCCCAGCCAGCUCCAUGGGGGAAAAAAACCAGAGAGAGGAGACGAAUAACGGUACACUCCAACAAUAUCUAUGGCGCCGCAUAUCCCCGCAUAUAACCAUAUAAUCUCCUCCUGUGAUACAUACGUGAAUAAAUGUGUUUGGAAACGGACGCGGUGAACGGCGCUGUGGGGCUGACGAAAACAAGCGCUCCUCCAUUGUCUGCGUAGAAAUAAGAAUGGCCUGGAUGUGGAAGAGAAAGUCGUUGAUCGCCACCAGUCUGAUCGUGGCGGUGUCGCUCUUCGUGGUCGUGGUGAACUACUCGGAGAAGCCCUACUUCCUCCUGCAGCCAGUGUUUGGUCAGACAUUCAGCAGCCACUGGAUGUUCUCCAAGCAGCCGUACAAGGCCUUCAAGCCUCACCUGGGCUAUGUUAGCAUCCCCAAACAGGAGCCUCUGAAGCUGCACUGUGAGCUCUGCAGCAUCGUCUCCAGCUCGGGCCAGAUGUUGGGCCAGGCUGCCGGCCCGCAGAUCGACCGCUCUCCCUGCAUCUGGCGGAUGAACAACGCGCCCACGCGGGGCUUCGAACACGACGUGGGCCAGCGGACCACGCUGAGAGUCGUCUCUCACACCAGCGUCCCCCUGCUGCUGCAGAAGCCCCAGUACUUCUUCGGCCAGGCUAACGACACCGUCUACGUCGUGUGGGGGCCGCUGCGAAACAUGAGGAAGGAUGGGAAGGGCAUCGUGUACAACAUGCUGCGACAGGCGGCAGAGAACUACCCUCAUGCCCGUAUCUACGUCACCACAGAGGAAAGGAUGAACUACUGCGACAUGGUCUUCAAGAAGGAGACGGGUAAAGACAGGAUCCAGUCGGGCUCCUACCUCAGCACCGGCUGGUUCACGCUCAUCCUCGCCAUGGACAUGUGCAAAGAGAUCCAUAUCUACGGCAUGAUAAAUGACACCUACUGCAAGACGGAGGGUUACAGAAAGGUUCCCUAUCACUACUACGAGGCGGGCAGCCGGGACGAGUGUGCAGAGUAUCAGCUCCAUGAGAGCGCCCCCUACGGCGGGCACCGCUUCAUCACAGAGAAGUCCGUGUUCGCCAAGUGGGCCAAAACUCACGCCAUCAAGUUCUUCAACCCACCUUGGCAGCUGUCGUGACCCUGGCUGAACCGGCAUGGAAAUACUACACCGUCAUCCUCAUUAUCAUCAUCGUCGUCGUCAUCCGGGGGCCAGCUGGAUCGCUACACUGACAGAGAGCGUGUUCCCUAAUGUGCACAAACAUGCAUUUUGGCACAAAGUCCACUUCAUAUCCAUUUAAAAAGGUUGGCUGAUGGCUGCUUGUUUGUUUGUUUUUGACGGCCACUCAAACAGACAGACUUCCUUUGACCAACCUGGACAGAGAAAGCAUAUCUCCUGCUUCUUGAUAGUCUUUUCCUCCUGAAUUUUGAGAGCUGACGAAAGUGCACAGCACUCUGCUCUUCACUGACUAAUCGAUCCGCUCGCUGCUCUGUGAGUUUAGCAAAAGGAUGGCUCGAAGACUAACUUAAAAAAAAAAAAAAAAAAAGGAGAAAACAACAGGAAGAA
This is a messenger RNA of Sebastes umbrosus (honeycomb rockfish), 1898 nucleotides long. RefSeq names its product ST6 (alpha-N-acetyl-neuraminyl-2,3-beta-galactosyl-1,3)-N-acetylgalactosaminide alpha-2,6-sialyltransferase 3 (gene st6galnac3). Bases 552 to 1472 code for a protein of 306 amino acids. The transcript has 5 exons. Gene Ontology annotation, molecular function: alpha-N-acetylgalactosaminide alpha-2,6-sialyltransferase activity. The record is from RefSeq and is a predicted model, not a curated record. Gene Ontology annotation, biological process: ganglioside biosynthetic process; oligosaccharide metabolic process. NCBI's taxonomy places the organism in Eukaryota, Metazoa, Chordata, Actinopteri, Perciformes, Sebastidae.